Messenger RNA from Drosophila kikkawai, 730 nucleotides. The record is from RefSeq and is a predicted model, not a curated record. Lineage: Eukaryota; Metazoa; Arthropoda; Insecta; Diptera; Drosophilidae.
UACAUCCGAAUGGAAUUAGUUUCAGUUGCAAUAAGUUCUUGUAACAAUAUGAAGGUUCUUCUGCUAUUAUUCUUCCUGUCCGUGGCCAAAACUGAGGAUGACACAACACAGAGACUAAAGGAUAUUGUUGAUAAAUACACGCCCGAAGCCGAGGGUUACCCUGACCUCGCCAAAUGGAUUAUCAAAAUCAACCGCGUCGUUAAAGAGGGUAAUGAUAUGGAGAGAGCUAGUAUGCUUUCCCAGUUCCAAGUAUACGAUACAAAACGUAGAUAUUUGGAUGGCCUUCUAGAUGCUCGCAUACGCGAAAUCGAAAGCCUGUUUCCUGAUAGAAGACUAUCACAAGCAUGUGUUGACGAGUAUCUAGAGCAGAAGAAAAUUCUCUCCAAUUCCUACAAACUUUGUGUAAAGAAAAAGCUGAGAAAUAUAAAUCAAAAUUCUGCCAAAUGUACUAAAGUUGACACCACAGUUAAUCCAACUCCAACAAAGACGACUGGAGUUGCACUGAAUUCUACAAAAGGAUAAACAGGAGUGCUCUUUUGGGAAGGAUAGUACAGUUUGUGGGUCCAACGCCCAUAUUUGGAAGACAAAAUAACUACUAGGCAAGACGUCGUCUCUCCAAAUCCUAUAAGCACACAAAUAUAGAUGAAUACUCUAGCAAAUGUAAUACACAAGAGCCAGAGUAGUGAUGGUGGUGGGCAUAAUUUCGAAAUAAAAAAUCGAAUUCAAGGAA